Panicum virgatum (switchgrass) is the source of this 1444-nucleotide messenger RNA. RefSeq lists its product as uncharacterized. NCBI's taxonomy places the organism in Eukaryota, Viridiplantae, Streptophyta, Magnoliopsida, Poales, Poaceae. The transcript has 3 exons. The record is from RefSeq and is a predicted model, not a curated record. The coding region runs from base 431 to 1444 and encodes 337 amino acids.
GGCAACCGUAGGCAUUUCUACCGUGUCUCCAACAAGGUUGGCAAAAGCGGGGUCCCAAAGGAGGAGUCGUUGGCUCCCGCCGCCGCCGGGAAGCCAGUGGCCAUCGUCGCGCUCGUCCCAGAUCCGGCAACCCAAGGCACGUACUCUUGCCCUCCCAUCGAUCCUCUUCCAGAUCUGGUACCUACACGGUGGUUCCGGUGCCUGCAGGGUGCUACCGGCGGCAAACAGGAGGCGGCCCUGCAGGGUCGUACGCCGGUGACCCACGGUCUUCUGGCGGCCUGAUGCUGAGGACGCCGUGAAAUUGCAAGGUAAACUAAAAGCGUGCAUUGUUGCCUACAUUCAGUGGACCAAAGAUUUUAGCUGCAUUUUGAUAUCUGGGAGUUUUAUUAUUGGCCGUGAAGGGCCUGGACCUCCGUGGUGCUGUGUUGUCAUGGCUUGGAGAUACAUAAAAAUGGCGAUGUGCGGAACGGUUGCAGCAAGGCGUCGAGAAGAGGAAGACUUGCAUGCCGCUGCCAUUGUAGCAUGCAUGGAUUUUGGUAGUAAACGGCGGUGGGGAGGAUCUGUACCCAGGCAUGAGGUCAAGAAGCGAAAAAGGGAUGAGAUAAACGAGCAAAUCAUGGGAAAUUACUUCAACGACCCACCCUUGUAUGGCGAUGGUUUGUUUCGGCGAAGAUUUCGGAUGCGUAAAUCCCUAUUUCUUCGCAUUGUCGACGAAGUGUCAGCUAGGAACAGUUAUUUCAUCCAGAAGAGGAAUGCUUCAGGGGACAAAAGUUUUACACCAAUUCACAAAUGUUUAGUUGCCAUGAGAAUGUUGGCCUAUGGGGGCAGUGCUGAUGGUUUAGAUGACACCUACGCAAUGGCAGAGACCACUGUCAUCGACACCCUUUUUGAAUUUGUGGAGACCGUUAGAGACCUAUAUGAGAAAGAAUACUUGAGGCCACCUAGGGCUAGGGAGCUGGAAGUAAUUCUUAGGCAAAAUGAGGCUAGAGGUUUUCCAGGCAUGAUCGGAAGUAUAGACUGCAUGCAUUGGCAAUGGGAGAACUGUCCAUCAUCUUGGGCUGGUAUGUACAAAGGACAUAAGGGCAAACCAAUGGUUAUCCUUGAGGCAGUAGCUACUCAAGAUCUGAGGAUUUGGCAUGCAUUUUUUGGACUCCUAGGGUCUCACAAUGAUAUAAAUGUUCUACAACGUUCUCCUGUAUUUGAUGAGCUUGCAUCAGGGAGGACACCUGAAGUUGAGUAUUGGGUAAAUGGAAACCCAUACACUAUGGGAUACUACUUGGCUGACAAGAUUUAUCCAAAUUGGGCAACUUUUGUGAAGACGGUGAGUGCUCCAGCAAGCAUGAAGCACAAGAGUAAGGAAACGUCCACACAGCUGCAGCAGGACCUCAUUGAACACAUCUGGGGUCUUUACGGUGCUUCAACUGGACCGUUUGCAACAAGGUAG